CUUGGGGAGGCCCAGGGCAAUUAGGACAGCCCCUCCGCUGGUGCCCCCCGGAGCCCCCUCCAAGGGGCCGGUGCCUGAGCCCCCUCUAAGGGAGCUUCCCGGGAGGGCUCGGCUGAGAAUAGGUCCUGGGUGGUAAACCCCAAAGUUCCCUCCUCCUGAGGACUCCGCCAGUGCUGCAGCCCCAACUCUUUCAGAGUUGGGAGCCCUGGGAUCCAGGUGGGCGCCCGGGUGCUGGAGUCACCUGCGAUCCUGGCGAGGCCUCUUGAAGGGAUCUUUGAUUUACCUGGAAACUAGGGUUGGUAAUAAUCGUCGAAACAGAGAUGAGAUCUUUCCAUUCAUUGAGCACUUGGCCAGGUGGAGUCGUCCUCUUGCAUGAACUCAUCUUGGAGCAGUCAGCGAGGCUGCCAUGCCUACUUUUCCGGCACCAGUUGUUCUGCAAACUCACCCUGCGGCACAUCAACAAGUGCCCAGAACACGUGCUGAGGCACACCCAGGGCCGGCGGUACCAGCGAGCUCUGUGUAAAUAUGAAGAAUGUCAGAAACAAGGGGUGGAGUACGUCCCUGCCUGCCUGGUGCACCGGAGGAGGAGGAGGGAGGAGCAGAUGGACGGUGACGGGCCUAGCCCGCGGGAAGCCUUCUGGGAGCCCACAUCCAGUGAUGAAGGGGGAGCUCCAAGUGACGACAGCAUGACAGACCUGUACCCACCUGAGCUAUUCACCAGAAAGGACCUUGGAAGCACAGAGGACGCGGAUGGCACUGAUGACUUUUUGACAGACGAAGAGGAUGAGAAGGCAAAGCCCCCAAGAGAGAAGGUCACUGAUGAGGGCAGGAGAGAGACAGCCGUGUACCGAGGACUGGUCCAGAAGCGCGGGAAGAAGCAGUUGGGCUCGUUGAAAAAGAAGUUCAAGAGUCAUCACUGCAAACCCAAGAGCUUCAGCUCCUGUAAACAGCCAGGUUAAUAAAAGCACAUGCCGUGAA
Messenger RNA from Piliocolobus tephrosceles (Ugandan red Colobus), 978 nucleotides. It is a transcript of the gene SURF2, whose product is annotated as surfeit 2. The record is from RefSeq and is a predicted model, not a curated record. NCBI's taxonomy places the organism in Eukaryota, Metazoa, Chordata, Mammalia, Primates, Cercopithecidae. The coding region runs from base 321 to 959 and encodes 212 amino acids. The transcript has 6 exons.